ACAGAGUGCAUACACAAAUCGUGCUGGGAGGAGGAACGAGACGACAGUAGCGCGUGCAGCGACGCCUCUCUCACAGACUUUACCACGGACGAUGAGGGCAAAUGGCAUUGCCCGCCUAAACAAGUCUGGAAGGCUACCGUCGAGGCUAUUCAAGAAUACAAGAUGGUGCGGGAGGGUGACAAGGUGCUGGUUUGUCUCUCAGGACGUCGGGAUUCUGUCGCAUUACUUCACGCUAUGCAUCAUUACCAGUACUACGCCCGCGCUAAGGGACAACACUUUAGUAUAGGAGCACUGUUCGUACACGAGCCGCAGUCGGAAGUGGACCCUCUACAUUUAAUGGCGUACUGCAGGACUUUAGGAGUCAAGUUCAUAUAUGAAGAUAAACUGGAUGAUGAAGAGUCUAGUAAGUCUAUUAAGUAAUAUUUCAUAAUUUAAGUACCUAAAGUAUAUAAAGCACCAAUAUUAGUGUAGAUACAGUUUUAAAUAGAAAAGAAACAAUACCAAUACCAAUCAUGUUCCAAUGUCAUUACCAUUCAUCAUCUCCUUUUUUUUAUGCAAUAAGGUGGCAAACGAGCAAGCGG
Messenger RNA from Papilio polytes (common Mormon), 581 nucleotides. Its product is annotated as tRNA 2-thiocytidine biosynthesis protein TtcA-like. The record is from RefSeq and is a predicted model, not a curated record. NCBI's taxonomy places the organism in Eukaryota, Metazoa, Arthropoda, Insecta, Lepidoptera, Papilionidae. The transcript is spliced from 3 exons. Bases 163 to 420 code for a protein of 85 amino acids.